AUGCUGACUUUAGGUCAUGAUAUUAAGUUAUUUCAAGGUAUUAAGCUGGCUAGGCAGACUCUAAAGGUUAUACAUUUGUUCUUUGCAGAUGACGCUAUGCUUUUCUUACGUUCAAUAGAGAAUUCAUGUACUCACAUUAGUGGUAUUCUAGACCGUUUCUACAGAAUUUCAGGGCAACAAUUGAAUCUUGCUCAAUCCUUUAUCAAGUUUAGUCCGGAUACUUUUCUUCCACAACAGCAAUUCUUGAAGAAAAUUUUGCGGAUGCCUCACGUUGUUGAAUUGAUUGGUUCUUGGAAUGGUUUUUUGUUGUCCCAAGCGCAAAAACUUGUUCUGAUUAAUUAUGUUCUUGUUGCUACGGUCUCUCAUGUAAUGAUGAGUUUGGAAAUUCCUGGAUCAGUUGCAAAUAAGAUCGAUUCAAUGAUUGCGACUUUCUUCUGGGCUAAACAAGGUCAAAAGGGAUGGGGGGGGUGUACUUUGAAGAUUGGGAAUGGGAGUAAUUUUAUUGAUUCGAAGGAAAAAUGGGUUCAUGGUAGGAUUCAUGUGUUUGCUUCUCAUAUACGUUUGUCGGAUGCGAGGUUAUGGAAAGUUAGUCAUUUUAUUCAGAGUCCAAAACUUCGAUGGAAUGCUGCUCGUGUUAGAAAUUCAUUUGAACAUAAGGAUGCUAAUGACAUUCUUUUUGUUGAGUUGUCUUCCUGUCCUUCACCGGAUCUAUUAUACUGGGAAAACCAUUCCACUAGUAAUUUUACGAUCAAGUCUGGUUAUGAUUUUCUUCGGGAAAUGGACAUACAUCAACAACCACUGAGUAGAUUGCAAUAG
Spinacia oleracea (spinach) is the source of this 816-nucleotide messenger RNA. RefSeq lists its product as uncharacterized. The record is from RefSeq and is a predicted model, not a curated record. Bases 1 to 816 code for a protein of 271 amino acids. NCBI's taxonomy places the organism in Eukaryota, Viridiplantae, Streptophyta, Magnoliopsida, Caryophyllales, Amaranthaceae. The transcript is spliced from 3 exons.